Molecule: messenger RNA, 2952 nt
Organism: Protopterus annectens (West African lungfish)
Lineage: Eukaryota; Metazoa; Chordata; Ceratodontiformes; Protopteridae
Gene: MYCBPAP
Product: MYCBP associated protein
Exons: 19
Coding region: 239-2821 (860 amino acids)
Source: RefSeq, a predicted model, not a curated record
GACUCUCCUUCCUUUUAUAACCUUCUGUAGUUCCUCGUGCCUGGAUGACAAUUAUCCAGACCUGCACCGGUGUCAGCAGCUACGCCAGCCGUGGGGUCACGUGGAGGCAUGUUGCUAUGGGGACGCGGACGCACAACCUCAAGUGUUGGUGUUAGAGCCAGUGUUUCAAUUUGAUUGUUUCUGAACUAAAAACAGAGGCAACUAACGAUACUUCUUGAGUUAUUGGGCCGAACAUAUCAUGGCCAGUACCAAGGCCAGCAGUAAGGGAGCCAAAAAAGAGGGCAGAUGUCGGACCCCACCGGAAAAAAAAAAGACAAAAGGUCUAGAUGAAAACAAUCCACCUAUUCCAGAAGAGGCAGAGAAGGCUGCUGCAUUGAAAAGUGAUGAUAUUAAAAACCUCAUUAUACGUCCAGAGGACUUGGAAAAGCUGCAUGUUCCUAACCCACCAGCGCAGAAAGCACACGUUACCAGCAAAUUUCUGAUUCGCAAACACAAGCCUCGGGAUGGGGAAGAUGAGGUGCAGAAACCAAAAGUACAACUCCUUGUUGCUAAGCCAGCCCCCAGUAGUACUCAUCCAAAAGCAAUGGAUUAUUCAGGUCCUGGUGGCCCCCUGUUUGAUGUUCAUGGACAAAUUCUACCCCAUAGUAUUCUGGGUACUCUUGAAGAAUUUAAGCAAGAAGCUCUUGAACAAGGAAACAUUCAGGUUGCAGAGCUGAUCCCUGAUACCCCUCAUACCCAGCAUAACCUAGUGAGUUCAAGCAAGUAUAUUAGACAGAAACCAGAUACUGGCAAAACUCAGCAGCGGAGGAACCUGGGUCAGCACCAUUCCCUAGAGAACUGGCAGCGUCACAUGGCAGAGAGGAAGAAGCAACAAGGAUUCAUCUCCAGACUGCUUCAGAAACCAGUGAAGAAGCUGUUGAUGAAUCAGUCUGAGGAUUACAGGCUUAUUCAGGAACAACGGCAGCUGAUUGAUCACAGCAUCCCUACUACGGGCUAUGGGAAGGGUUAUCGUGUAGGAAGUGAAUUUUGGAGUCAACCAGAAAGAAUUGGAGAUAAGCUACAUGGGUUGAUGAUGACUUUAACUCGGACACAACGUGGAUAUCCUGAACCAUUAACACAUGUUGGGAGACCAUCACAAAUUCGCUUGGAGACAGGCACAGAGUUUGGUGAUGACAAGUCUGAUUACCGAUAUACCUGGGAUAAGAAUCUGUACCUUCUGCAACGGAGGGAAGAAUUGAAAGCUGUGUUGAAAGAACUGGACUUCAGUCAGCCAGAUAUAGAUGGUCUGGAAGUGAUUGGCACUGGGCAACCUUUUACCUCUGUUUCUGUGCAGUUUUUCCCUCGGGGCAAGGAACUGAGAAGUGAAACAGUAACCGACGAGAAGGAAAACAAAGAUCCCCUGGAAGAUUAUCCUGAAGUAAUUUCCGAAGCAAUCCACGGCCCUUCUCUCCAAUUCUGUAGACAACCUGCACGAUGGCUCGGGAACAGUUCUUCUUACCAGGGAGAAAUUGGUAUUGCUGCCAGGAUAACAUUUGAAGCAUUGACUGAAGAGAAGGCAAUAUCUAAACUCAAUGUGACCAAUGAUGGAACCACAGCAAUCUGGUACAACUGGCAACGUUUACCACAGGCGCAAAGCUUUAAAGACGUGCUUGGCGAGGUUCAGGUUCAGAGAUUUUAUUUUAACAUAGCAGGAGGUGUGAUAUUUCCAGGACAGACUAUCACAUUCACAUUCCUCUUCAAAUCCCCAAAUGCUGGUAUGUUUAAUGAAUUCUGGGAGUUUUGUACCCAUCCUGUAUUGUUGGGUGGGGCAUCAUUACAAGUCAGUUUACAUGGCAUUGCUUUAUCAGAAGAUAAGCUGGCCCAUGUGCGUCAGAGCCUGGAGGAAGAGCUGGAAGAUAGAGAAGCUUUGACCACAGUUGAAAGGCUAGUGAAUGAGCUACUGGAGGGAGUGCAGACUCCUGAACGACCUGCAACUCCUGUUAAUACUUAUAUCACAGAGGAAGAGCUCUUCUGCAGGAACAACCCUCAGCUCUACUAUAAGCAUUCUGUUGUGAAAAGCAUGAAGGAUCUUUGGGUGCAAUGCUUUCAGAGCCACAAGGAUGGUGAGAGUGUGGGUCCUCAGAGCCCAAUGGCAGGAACGGAAUGCAGCUGGAAUCUUUCUGUCCCUGAUUUCAAGCAGGCAUUGCUGUCAAUCCCAGAUGAAGCCUCCCGUGAUGAAGCUUUGGCAUUGCUGAAUAUGAAAUUACUUGAGCUCUGCUCACCACAGAAUGAUGGCUGGCAUGAUCUGCUUUACCAAAUUUGUUAUCAAAUAUGGCAAGAAACAAUGGAUCAACUAGUUGGCAUAUCCAUGUUGCUCAGAACCCUACUGGGGAUGCCAGAGAAGGAUUUGUGGGGAGAACCUAUUGUGGAGGACAUAGUGGACCACAAAAAAGUUACCAAAGGUGGGAAGGCUGAAAAGGAAGAAAAAAAAGCAAUGAUCCAACGAGAAGAAAAGAAGGGAGCAGCUGGAAAAGAUAAGGAUGAAAAGAAAGGAAGCAAACAGUCCAGCAAAGAGAAAGAGGAAAGACCUGGAAGCAAAAAAGGUAAAAUCAAAGAAGAAAAGAAACCUGGGAAAUCUCAGAAUAUACUGAAGGAAGGGAAAGAGCCACCUUGUUCACCAGACAGCAUGUUAUCAGAACGUGUAGAAUCCCGUCAGGAUCAACUAGAUCCAGUGCUUCAUGAAAAUUACAGAGUGAAAUUGUACACAGAGGUAUAUGGCCUUUUGGUUUCUAUGGUGGACAAAAUUACUGUUCUGUUCGAAGAUGUGAAAAGGAAAAAUUAAAGCACAGCAUAUGUAGACAUGGAGGAAUUUAAGUAUCUGUCUGAAAUGUCCAAAUACUAACUUUGCAGAGUGUAAAGUUUUAAGCUGCACAUUGAUAAAGUUCUUAAUAAAAAUGAAGUAUAAUCAAACCA